UCAUUUGCUUCAUAUUGUCGGCAGAAUUAAGAGGAAAUCGCUUGUUCCUGUGUGCUUGUGUUGAUUCAGUUGUUUCUUGGUCACAAGCAAUUGGACGACUGUAUAUUUGUGUUAUAUUCCUUAUGUUUGAAAGCCUUACAUUAUUUCUAACUGCCACGUACAGAGAAUUCAGCUGACAUUCCUUGAUCCGCAUCGAUUGUCUGGCCUUUGCAUGUCCAAUGGUGCCGAAGACCACCAUGGCCUUGUAUCUGAAGCUCCUCACGCUGGCUCUAGCCUCCAGUGUGUCUGGACAAGACCUGCCAUCAAGUCCGCACGGCUGCACGGACGGGAGCUGCUACCCUGCCACUGGAAACCUUUUGAUUGGACGGGCUGUGAACCUAAGCGCCACCUCGACUUGUGGGCUGGACGGUCCAGAGCACUACUGCAUUGUCAGCCAUCUCCAGGAGUCAGACAAAUGUUUCGAUUGCAACUCCCGGCAUCCGUACGAGCCGUACCGACACAGGAACAGCCACCGCAUCGACAACGUGAUCUACCUCAUGGACAGUCACGGAGACACCACGUGGUGGCAGUCUGCUAACGGAGAAGAGAAUGUCAGCAUUCGAUUAAACCUGGAGGCAGAAUUCCACUUCACACAUCUCAUUCUGAAGUUCAAGACUUUCCGCCCAGCAGCUAUGAUCAUUGAGCGUUCAGCUGAUUUUGGACGUACGUGGCGUCCGUACCGCUACUUCGCUUCGAACUGCACCAAGACCUUUCACGGUAUCCCCUCGAACGGCCUGCACCAUAUCAACGACGUCAUCUGUGAGGAACGCUACUCCGACAUCGAGCCCUCCACCGACGGGGAGGUCAUUUACAAAGUGCUGGAUCCUGCCAUUCACGUGAAAGACCCUUACAGCUUGGACAUUCAAGAGCUCCUGCGUAUCACCAACCUGCGCAUUAACUUCACCAAAUUGAACACUCUGGGAGACGACCUUCUAGACAGACGCUCUGACGUCCUCCAAAAAUAUUACUACGCCAUCUACGAGCUGGUGGUCAGAGGAAGCUGCUUUUGUUACGGACACGCCUCGGAGUGCGCCCCAGUGCCGGGAGUUGAGACGCGAGAGAACGGCAUGAUCCACGGUCGGUGUGUUUGCAAACACAAUACAGAGGGCCUGAACUGUGAGCGUUGCCAAGACUUCCACCACGACCUGCCGUGGAGACCGGCUGAGGCAGAAAACCCGCACACCUGCAGAGUGUGUAACUGCAACGGCCACUCGAACCGGUGUCACUUUGACAUGGCCGUGUAUUUGGCCACCGGCAACUUCAGCGGAGGAGUGUGCGAUGACUGUCUGCACAACUCCAUGGGACGCAACUGUGAGAUGUGCAAACCUUUCUACUAUCAAGACUCGAAUAGGGAUAUCAGAGACCCGCAGGUUUGUGUUGCCUGCGACUGCGACCCUGUGGGCUCAAUGGAGGGAGGAAUGUGCGACAGCCACACCGACCCAGACGCGGGCAUGAUCACUGGACAGUGUCGCUGCAAAGCCAACGUCAAAGGCUUGCGCUGCGACGACUGCAAGGAGGGCUACUUUGGACUCAGCCAGAACGACCCGCUGGGUUGUCAGCCUUGCAACUGUGAUCCUCGUGGCAUCAUCACGAUGGGAGCCCCAUGCGACCAGAUCAGCGGCGACUGCUCCUGUAAAAGAUACGUCACCGGUCGCUACUGCGGCCAGUGUCUGCCUGAAUACUGGGGUCUCAGUAAUGACCUAGCUGGUUGUAGACAAUGUGACUGUGACUUCGGAGGAGCCAUCAACAAGAGGUGCAUGAUGGAGAACGGACAGUGUGACUGCAGGAGCCAUCUGAUUGGUCGACGGUGCUCCGAGGUGCAGCCUGGCUAUUUCUGCGCCCCGCUGGACUUCUACAAAUACGAGGCCGAAGAGGCCACCGGACGCUCGCCGAUUGACUCCGCUCUACCUGGCAAAGUUCGACCUCAGGCAGAAACCGACUGCGUUCAGCACCUCAAUAAUCAGCUGAGAAGACACAGGCGCCACCGCCGUAUGGCCGACCCACAACAACACCGCGCAGCGCUGAGGCGGAUCCGCCAGCUCCAACAGACACCGGAUGUGAGGACCGUUUAUAGAGAGGUCACCCAAAGUCACACAGUGACUUGGACCGGACCUGGAUUCGCCCGGGUCAAAGACGGUGCUGGCCUGGUGUUCAAUGUUGACAACGUUCCCUACGCCAUGGAGUACGACAUCAUGAUCCGUUAUGAGCCUGAGUCCACAGAGGACUGGGAGGCCAUGGUUAGUAUAACAUCUGUGAACCUCCCUUCCAGUCUCCGCUGCGGAAACCUUCUACCAACUGAGCAGCUCUACACAGUCACCUUGCCGCACCGCAGCAGAUACAUCCAGAUGCCGAGGCCCUUCUGUUUUGAGCCAAAUAAUCAUUACGUGGUGGCCAUCCGCUUCCAGCGCCACGGAGUGACACACAGACAUCUCACGGCCUUCGUUCUUAUCGAUUCGUUGGUUCUGAUCCCCAAACACACCGAGCUUCCUGGUUUCCAAGGCAAUGAGAUUGAGGGAGAGCUGCGACGUGAGGAGAUGAUUCGCUACAUGUGUCUGGAUUCCUUUUUGAUCACGCCAAUGCCCGCCUUGGCCGACGUGUGCUCCGAGCUCAUCUGCGGCAUUUCGGCCAUCGUUCACAACGGCGCGCUGCCCUGUCGGUGUGAUCCUCAAGGCUCCCUCUCGAGCGAGUGCGAUAGGGUCGGAGGUCAGUGCCGCUGUAAGCCCGACGUGAUGGGUCGACGCUGCGAUCGGUGCGCUCCGGGAACCUAUGGCUUUGGAGCCGAUGGUUGUACUGCCUGCGACUGUCAUUCAGAGGGUUCACUGAGCCGCAAAUGUGAGCCCGUUAGCGGCCAGUGCCAGUGCAGGGAGGGAGCGAGCGGGCGCCGGUGCUCCGACUGCCGACCCGGCCGGUGGGGCUUCCCGAGCUGCGGCCUCUGUCAGUGUAACGGCCACGCAAACAGCUGCGACCCCCAAACUGGCGAGUGUCGAGAAUGCCGAGACUACACAGCCGGCCAUCUCUGCGAACGGUGUCAGGAUGGAUUCUUUGGCAACCCGACUCUCGGCUCAGGGGACCGCUGUCGCCCCUGCUCCUGCCCCGGUAAUCCCGAUUCGGAUAACUUUAACGGCCACUCCUGCCGGGCCGACCGCUCUUCAAACCUCAUUAUGUGCGACUGCAGGCGAGGCUAUGCUGGGCCUCGCUGUGACCAGUGCGCCCCUGGUUACUACGGCGACCCUGAGCAAACUGGCGGUCGGUGCCUUCCGUGCGAGUGCAGCGGCAACAUAGACACUCAGGACCCGGAGUCAUGUGACCCGAGGACAGGUCAAUGCCUCAAGUGCCUGUACCGCACGGACGGUCCAUCUUGUGCCCGCUGUCAACGGGGUUACUAUGGAAAUGCUUCGGCCCGCGACUGCAGACGCUGCACCUGCGUAACUGCCGGUACUGUCCAGUCAACUUGCAGCGAUGGCCAGUGCGACUGCCACCGUCAAACCGGGGCUUGCUUAUGCAAGGAGAACGUCUCCGGCCAUAACUGUGACCUGUGCGCCGCUAACCAUUGGAACUACGGUCAGGAGCGAGGCUGUGAGCCCUGCAACUGCGACCUGCGACAUUCCAUGGGAACUCAUUGUAAUACGUUCAGCGGCCAGUGCCACUGCCGCCCGGGCUUCGGAGGGAAACAUUGCACUGAGUGUGAGCAGCUCCACUGGGGAGACCCACGGGUACAGUGUCAAGAGUGUAACUGCCAUCCUCGGGGUUCAGAAGUAGCACAGUGUGACCGAACCACUGGAGCGUGCCAGUGCAAGGAGGGCACAGCAGGCAAGCGCUGUGACGAAUGCGCCCGCGGCUUCACUGGUGUUUUUCCCGAGUGCGUGCAGUGUCACGCCUGCUUCCAGCUGUGGGACGACAUCGCGUGUCAGCUCAAACGCGACCUGGAGCACAUCCGACACACCGCCGACAAGAUCCUGGAGAGUGGCGUCACACCCGGAAUCGGCGACGCCCGUAUCAAAGAGCUGGAGACGAAGCUGAAACGGGUGCGAGAUCUGAUUGGUCGUGAAGACACCGAAAUGAUCCACCAACUGCUUGGACAGAGCAUCGAUGACCUCAGGGCGGAGAUCGCGCUGACCGACGGGCGUCUGAUGGGCGUCGCUCGAGAGCUGAACGCAACGGCAGAGGACGACGGCGCACUGAGACGGACGUUGAGCGACAUGGAGAAACAGUUGAUGGACAUCAACUCCACGGUUGCUUCUAAACAGCAGCAGCUAGAAGACUACCUCGCAUCCGGAUUUGCAGAUCAGUACAAAAAAGUGAAGAAAUACUAUCGGGAAUCAUCAGAGGCGGAGGAGAAAUGCAACGCGUCAGUGUCCGGUCCCCAAAGUCCCGUGGAAGGGUCCAAGCAAAGCCGCUCCUUCGCUGAAGACCUGCUCAAUACGACUGAAGACAAGUUCCUCCGUGCCAUGGCAGCUCAGAACAAAUCUUUGGAGGAAGUGCAGCACAAAGCCCAUCAGCUGGACCACAAGCUCCAGCACCUCAGUGACAAGGUAUGCGGGGGCCGCAGCGACGCCAGCGUCAACGGUAGCUGCGGAGACGGCCCGUGCGGCGGCCCUGGUUGCCGUGACAACCGGGGCACCCACGUAUGCGGAGGGGAAGGAUGCAACGGGACGGCGAGCGCUUCUUUAGCCGCGUUAAGUCAUGCGAAGAACGCCACCGAGACUCUGGAAGCCGCUAAUGAGGAACUGCACAACGUGGCGAAAAAGCUCCAGGAUAUCGCGUCUUUGAGCCAGGAUGUGAAGAAUCGGGCCGUGAACACCCUGGAGAAAGCGCAGAAGAGCAGAGAGCACUUUGAAAACUCAAACAGAAAGCUCAAAGAGUUCAUCAAGAAGAUCAAAGAUUUCCUCACUGAGGAGGGAGCAGAUCCGGAGAGCAUCGAGAAGGUGGCCCUGCAGGUCCUGUCCAUUACGCUGCCGGUCAACAAGACAACAGUGGACACCAUGAUCUUGCAAAUAAAGGGCAGCCUUUCCAACCUCACCGAUAUCCAGGGGAUCGUCAGCAACGCCUCACGGCACAUCAGCGAAGCCAAGCGGCUUCUGGAAAAAGCUAACGACGCCAAAAGUCGAGCUGAGAGAGCGAAGGAUGCGGCCGACGCUACGAAGACGGCCUUGGAUCUGUCCGAGAAGGCCGUGGAAAAAGCAAGAAUCGCCGUGAAAGAGGCUUCGGACAAUUUGAACGGCGCCGGGAACGCCGCUUCUGAAGUGGAUGAGAGGUUAACACGGCUGGAGAACAAGCAAAUGGAGGUCGCGAUGCGUCUACGCAACCUCUCCGCGCAAAUUGAGGCACUGAGAAACAAAACGGAGCUCACCGGGGAGAUGGCGAAGGACGCCAAAGCUUCGGCCGACAACGCCGCAAUGCAAGCGCUGGCGCUGGGGCAGAGCCUCAACGACACAGAGAAGCGCUACCGUGAACUGCGGGAGAAGGUGGACUCCCUCGGCAGCGGCUCCGGAGGCCUGGACGCCGUCGACCGGAAGGCCCGGGAAAUCAAGACGGAGGCAGAAGAGCUUCUCAAGAGAGCUAACAAAGGCAUGGAGCAGCUCAAGAAGCUGGAGAAGAAGUUCAAGAGCAACGAGCAGCGGAUGCAGCAGCAACGGGCGGAAUUGGACGAGCUGAAGGAAAACGCCACUUUGGUGCGGGACGUCAUCCGGGACCAAGUGCAGAAGUACAGUAGCUGCUCGUGAGGGCGUUUGGCCCAAUUCAGCCGAGUCGCCAUUGUUCCGCUCCCGUUCCGACCGAGUGUUCCGCGAAAUGUCCGUGUACUGUAUCACGUCGAUACAGUCGCCCGGAUGCCGACGCUAUCCUGUGUGCUCUUCAUGUCUUAAGCUAUCGAAACAAAAGGAUGACCAGUGGGAAGGAUUUUUUUUUUUUUUGGUAUGAUUAUUAUGAAUAAUGAAAAUAUAUAUCAGUAUAUUGACCCUCUGUAUGCUAAGAUUUUCAAUAUUUUCAUCCCAAUUUGAGCCUGUUAUUAUAUGUGCUAUUAACAAAAUGACAUUCCUGCUAAGGGAGCAAAGUGGACCUGACUGAUUUUUUAAAAAAAAAAUAUAUAUUUUAUGUUUAUUUUUAUUGAAAAAGAAGCUUUUGAUUAAACAAAUAUUCUAUGGAAGAAAAAA
Messenger RNA from Phyllopteryx taeniolatus (common seadragon), 6191 nucleotides. It is a transcript of the gene lamb2l, whose product is annotated as laminin, beta 2-like. The transcript is spliced from 35 exons. Gene Ontology annotation, biological process: basement membrane assembly; substrate adhesion-dependent cell spreading; cell migration. Gene Ontology annotation, cellular component: laminin trimer. The record is from RefSeq and is a predicted model, not a curated record. Lineage: Eukaryota; Metazoa; Chordata; Actinopteri; Syngnathiformes; Syngnathidae. Bases 219 to 5762 code for a protein of 1847 amino acids. Gene Ontology annotation, molecular function: extracellular matrix structural constituent.